Molecule: messenger RNA, 354 nt
Organism: Staurois parvus
Lineage: Eukaryota; Metazoa; Chordata; Amphibia; Anura; Ranidae
Source: the annotation of a GenBank genome assembly
CUCUGGUCAUCUCCUGUAGUAUGUCUGCAGUCUAUGGUCAUCUCCUGUACUACGUCUGCAGUCUCUGGUCAUCUCCUGUUGUAUGUCUGCAGUCUCUGACCAUCUCCUGUACUACGUCUGCAGUCUGGUCAUCUCCUGUACUACGUCUACAGUCCUGGUCAUCUCCUGUACUGUGUCCGCAGUCUCUGGUCAUCUCCUGUGCUGUGUCCGCAGUCUCUGGUCAUCUCCUGUACUGUGUCCGCAGUCUCUGGUCAUUUCCUGUACUGUGUCCGCAGUCUCUGAUCAUUUCCUGUACUGUGUCCGCAGUCUCUGGUCAUCUCCUGUACAUACAGUCUCUGCAUCUCCUUUAGUACA